Molecule: messenger RNA, 2605 nt
Organism: Amoebophrya sp. A120
Lineage: Eukaryota; Dinophyceae; Syndiniales; Amoebophryaceae
Source: the annotation of a GenBank genome assembly
CGUCGCUUUGUCGUGCUACACGAGGAGUCGUCGUGGUACGAGCCGGGUCGUCAUGAUCGUGGCCGCUGCGAAGGAAAUUUAGACAGUUUUGGCAACAGCACCAAUCUACCAAAAGAGCGUGGCCUGUCUGUACUUAAUUUGUUGUUGCAUUCAGGACCAAGAGCAGGAACAAGCUGCGAGGAUCGUUCCUCGUCAGCAAGCAGAAGUAUAAAAAGUAGAGGACGAAAAGUCAUUAAGCAAAAAUGUCCACCUCCGCAGUGGAAAAAGAAAAGCAGCCUCCGCUGUCUCCCUCCCGCCAGGCGGCACAGUUAUGAACUGCAAAACCAUCGUAAUAGUAUAAAAAAAAAGCAUGACAAAUUUCCUGAGCAUCAGAAAUGAAAUUUGUAAUGCGGAUUUGACUUGACAAAAACAUUUGCAAUGCAUGACUGCAAUUACUACCAGUACCAGUGCGAUACUUUUGCAAAGCAUAAGAGUACCUGAUCGGGAAGCACCCGGUGGACGGCGAUACCCUUGCUCCGAAGGAGAAUCCUCUGCCGUUGCCGACCCUGCUGAUGAACCACUACCCCACGCCCAGCGGUGUUUUGCUCACCGGCCGGGAAAAAUUUGUCCACGAUGUGCAGCUAUCAAAUGUAAAAAUGUCUGGGUCUGGAAGAUUCUGAGACUUGUCAUGCAUGUUUUGUAUUGGCCAUGAUGUCUGUGAUGCAUGCCCUAGCACCACAGAUUUUUUGAGGGCUUCGCGAUGCCUAUUCCGCAUGACAAAUGCCCUCUCCGCGUAGCAAAAAUUGCGUUCCCUUUGCUGCUCAUGCAAUACAGAUUUUUUUGGAAUAGAAAUUCAGCAUCACAAGUUGCAUUCUUCCAGACCCAGACAUUUUUACAUUUGAUAGCAGCACGCCUUGUACUGCGAGGAGUGCGGUCAGGUGAAAAGGAACGCCUACCAGAUGCCCAGUGACCACUUUCGAGAGUACAAUAUUGAGAUCAGAUUAUACGCCGAGGAUACGAUCUAUCAUGUUCGUCGUUGAUGCAAAAAUUACUCUGAUGACUGAAUGCGUUUGUGCUCUGUUUUAGGCUACUUACAUGAAACGUGUGAGUUGUUCCUGUAGCCGCACGAAAGAACGAUUUUGCAACUCUCUUCAAACCACCAGGACCAUCGAAACGUGCUUGGAGGAGGCGAUUUGGAAGGCUGGCGCGCUGAGUGGCAAAGACGUCAACGAACUGACGCAGGCGAUUAUGUACAGAAAAAAACUGUGUAAAAAGUGUAGUACUUUGGGUUGCAGAUGACGAUGAUGAAGAUGAUGCAAGACAGUUACAAUUGUCAUGCUGGAAAUGCAUCAGAGGAUCUUUUUAAACAUGUUUGAUGUUCCAGGUAUUAGCGUACGCAUGACAGGCUUCCAGGGUGAAUUUGUGAUGCUGCUCCUCCAAAAAUGAUACUACAUACACACUUUUUUUCUUCGAUAGCGAUGGUGCACGUCUUGACGGUGGCGAAACCCAUAUGCAAUGCAAUUUUUACGCCUCCGCAGCGUAGCCUGGAUGAAUUUGUUUUUGUCUUGCAUAAAAAGUAGAUUAUAGAAGUAGACACCAGCUGCACCACAGGCUCGUAGCCAGCCGAAGGACUACAAUUCUUCUUCUUGUGUGUAAUUUUGCAUACGGAUAUGCUGCAUCUUCAGGAGAAGUACACAGAAAUGCGAAAAGUGCGAUCAUCUACUUAAUAAUAGACACGACUUACUUAUUCGGGUAGUUCCCUUUGACAUUGUUGUGCAGAGCGCUGGGGGCAAGGGCACAGUUGCAUUGCAUAGAACAACCCGAAGCUCGAAGCUGCUGCGGCGAAGACCAUGAGGCGGUACCAAGAAAAUCGGGUUAUGGCGUUCUCAAACGUUACAUUCUCAGCGGUGACAUGGAUUUGUAAUGCGCGAACAGCAAUAGUAUAAGUGGCAAUAUUGCAACUUUCGCAUCACAGGUUUGCCACAGAUUAUCAUGCUGUUUAGCCCUUCGAAAAUUUGUCAUGCUAAGCACCUUGAUCAAGUGGAGGCUGAUGGCGACUUUGCAUGACAAAUCCGUGUAACAAUUGAGAAUGUAUACAGUUGAGAAUGCCAUACGGGUGCCGAUCGACGUCUGAAAAGUGCCAGUCUAUUGGCCGAAGCAAAUCGACAAUCGGAAAAUGAAUCAGAAGCGAGCUGUACUGACUUAAAUUGAUUUUAGAAUAGAGGAUUUUUUCGUGCGGUAGUUUAGCUACCAACUGUUGAACGAAGAUGAUCUUUAUCUAUUCCCCGUUGCAAUGUGCGACUUUUCCUCAUUGCCAUCUGAAGAUUUUUACCUGCUUCGCACGAAAUUAAGUAAGUAAACUGCGCAAAGAACAUGUGUAGAAGUUUCUCUUUCUGUUUCAUCUCAUGUGGACUUGCAUAAACGCCCAGCUAGUACUCGACAACUUUUCGUAGCGUGACCUCUAGUUGUCUACAGCUUUUUUAUGUAAAAAUGAAUCUCCUGCUACAACACCUACGAACUGAUAAUGAAACAAUGUGUUUUAGCAUCGUUGGAGCUACUAUUGCAGUUGGAUUUGAACAAUACAUUGCACAAAAGUUGGAAAUUUUCUUUAUUGCGCACACCAAAU